This is a messenger RNA of Fusarium proliferatum ET1, 1500 nucleotides long. RefSeq names its product putative alpha-L-arabinofuranosidase. Gene Ontology annotation, biological process: L-arabinose metabolic process; pectin catabolic process; arabinan metabolic process. Lineage: Eukaryota; Fungi; Ascomycota; Sordariomycetes; Hypocreales; Nectriaceae. The coding region runs from base 1 to 1500 and encodes 499 amino acids. The transcript has a single exon. Gene Ontology annotation, molecular function: alpha-L-arabinofuranosidase activity. The record is from RefSeq and is a predicted model, not a curated record.
AUGCUUCUCCAAAGCGUCUUCGCUCUGGGUCUCGCCACCACCGCUCGUCUUGUCUCAGCAGGACCAUGCGACAUCUACAAGUCCGGCGGAACACCCUGCAUCGCCGCUCAUAGCACUACCCGCGCCCUCUUUGACAGCUAUACCGGCGGUCUCUACCAGAUCAAGCGCGCCUCAGACGGAGCCCUCACCGACAUCAAGCCUGUCUCCGCAGGCGGUGUCGCAGCUUCUUCUGCCCAAGACUCCUUCUGCAGCGGCACAACGUGUCUCAUCACCAUCAUCUAUGAUCAGUCUGGCCGGAGCAACCAUUUGACCCAGGCUCCUCCUGGUGGCUUUAAUGGCCCCGAUGUGAAUGGCUAUGAUAACCUUGCCGCUGCUGAUGGUGCACCUGUUACGCUCAACGGCAAGAAGGCUUACGGAGUGUUUAUCUCUCCUGGUACCGGCUAUCGUAACAACCAAGUUGACGGUUCUGCCACUGGCGAUGAACCCGAGGGUAUGUAUGCUGUUCUCGACGGAACGCAUUACAACGGUGCCUGCUGCUUCGACUACGGCAAUGCGGAGACCAACAGCAAGGAUACUGGCAAUGGACACAUGGAAGCUAUCUACUUCGGCGACAACACCGUCUGGGGCUCUGGUUCCGGCAGCGGCCCUUGGAUCAUGGCUGAUCUUGAGAACGGUCUCUUCUCUGGACAGGGCGCCAAGCAAAACACUGCGAACCCAAGUAUCUCCAACCGUUUCACCAGUGCUGUCGUCAAGGGCAAGCCCGGCACGUGGGCCAUCCGUGGUGGAAAUGCCGCCUCGGGUUCACUAUCGACUUUCUACAGCGGUGCGCGCCCUGAUGGUGGAUACAACCCCAUGAGCAAAGAAGGCGCAAUCAUUCUCGGCAUUGGCGGUGAUAACAGCAAUGGAGCCCAAGGAACUUUCUACGAAGGAGUAAUGACUAGCGGAUACCCUUCUGAUGCGACCGAGAACUCGGUGCAGGCCAACAUCGUCGCGGCCAAAUACGCCACCACAUCUUUGACAAGCGGAACCGCCCUCACCGUCGGAUCCUCUGUCACCCUCAAAGUCACUACCUCUGGCUACACCGACCGCGUCCUCGCACACAGCUCCUCCAACGUCAACACCCAAGUGAUCUCCAGCUCCAGCUCCACCGCCCUCAAGCAGUCAGCAAGCUGGACCGUCCGCACCGGUCUCGCCAACAGCGGCUGUGUAUCCUUCGAGUCUAAAGAUACUCCUGGUAGUUACAUUCGCCACUCUGGCUUCCAGCUGUACGUGAACAAGAGUGACGGAAGCAAGAUCUUCAAUGAGGAUGCUACUUUCUGCCCCCAGAAGGGUAUCAGCGGAACAGGAAGUUCGUUCCGAUCAUGGAGCUAUCCGACCAGGUACAUUCGCCACUACAACAACGUUGGGUACGCUGCUUCAAAUGGUGGUGUUCAUGACUUUGAUUCUGCCAACAGCUUUGUCAAUGAUGUUAGCUUUGUUGUUGCCACUGGCUUUGCUUAG